Molecule: messenger RNA, 842 nt
Organism: Hevea brasiliensis (rubber tree)
Lineage: Eukaryota; Viridiplantae; Streptophyta; Magnoliopsida; Malpighiales; Euphorbiaceae
Product: probable calcium-binding protein CML41
Exons: 1
Coding region: 89-658 (189 amino acids)
Molecular function (GO): enzyme regulator activity; calcium ion binding
Source: RefSeq, a predicted model, not a curated record
AUCUAUUUAAGCUUUGCAUGGGGGUUUGGCUUUUCUCGGCAGAAGUCCAUUUCAUCGUUUUUUUAAUUUUAUUUUUUUCACAUCUCUAAUGGCAACAGAUAUAAUACCAAAACCUUCUAAGUGGUUCUCUAACAAGAGUCUCAGGUUAAGCCUCCAUCGUUGCAGGUCAAAGUCUAGUUCAACCCUAAGCUCUCCUUCUUCUCCCAUGUCUCCAUGCACAGUACCACAAAAUAAUUACUCGAAAGAAAAUGAGCUUAAAGAGGUGUUUCGUCACUUCGAUAGCGAUGGAGAUGAGAAGAUCUCAGCCCUAGAGCUUAGGUCUUACUUUGGGUCAAUUGGGGAGUACAUGUCUUAUGAGGAGGCUCAAGCAGUGAUAGAAGAUCUUGACUCAGAUGGGGAUAAGUUAUUAGACUUCAAAGAUUUCUUGAGGCUCAUGAAAAGGGAAGCAAAUGAAGAAGAUGCUGAUCUUAAAAAGGCCUUUGAAAUGUUUGAAAUGGAGAAGGGAUCAGGUUGCAUAACCCCAAAGGGCUUGCAGAGAAUGCUUCAUCGCCUAGGAGAUGCAAAAUCCUACGAUGAAUGUGUGGCCAUGAUCCAUGUGUUUGAUACUGAUGGCAAUGGAGUUCUUGAUUUUCAAGAAUUUCAACAAAUGAUGUCUUAAUUCACAAUUGUACGCAUAUAUAUAUGUAUGUUACAGGAUAAAAAUGAAAGGAGGAGAGAAAGAGGAAAGAAUCCAACUUCUUUUUCUAUCUUUCAUUUUUUUUUAAUUAUUUGUAAUUAUUAUGAAAAUUCUUGGUCUUGGUUUGACAUAACUAGCAUGUAAUGUAAUGUACCCAUUGCAAUAA